CAAACUGCUUCACCUCAUUUGCUUCGCGUUCUGCAGGGAACAGCGGGAAGAACUUCACAACGACAACAGAGUGAAAUAACCACAACUGCAUCGUAGUCUCGUAGUCAAAGCGUUUCGCUUUAGUCAAAUCCUUCAAGAUGGAUAACAUCCAGGAUAUUGCAAAGGGGGUGACCAUCAAGGGUUUCAAGGCGGUCACCAAGAAGGGUUUCAAAGGGGCGGGAAAAAUGAUGAAGACGAACAAGAAGGCGACUCCCAAAAAAUAUGCGGGAAAGGGAUUGAACACGGCGGAGAGAUUUACCGCUUUCGUUGGCAGCAGGAGGAACAAGGGAAAAAACACGGAAGACGAUGACUACCUUGACGGAGACGAAGAGGAGGAGGACUACUACAACGGCGAGGAAGAGGACAUGUACAACGGAUACAACGACGAGGUUUCAAUGACCAAAGCCAAUCACAUCCUUACAUCCAAGGGGACCCACCGCCUCAAUCGGAUCCUGAGAAAGUCCAACAACGAGGAAGAGGACUUUAACCCCAACAACUUUUCCGGAAUGGACGAYGGGGCGCAAAAGAUUCAAAAACUCGAAGAUCCGCGAAACCCCGAAGAAGUCUCGAGGUUUGUUGCCAAUGUCGUGCUCCCUUCCCUUCGGGUAGACCAGCGAUCCAUUGGCGGAACGCUMRUAACCCUCRCCAACGAGUACCCCGAGAGCAUGGUCCAGGAAUCUCUUUUGUGUGACAAAUGCAAGUCCUUUGAAUUGACGGGGGACGAUCACAUCUCGGUUUCGUGCCUGGAAAAUCCAGCAACCUACGCGAAACACAAACGAUCACUGGGUCUCUUUGGAAAGGGGAGCAAGGGGCGUAACAAGAUCCAUUACGUGGUUGUAGCGAGGUCAACCAACCUUCCUUUGCUUCCGUCGAACCAAAUGAGCCACGAAGACGACACUGGUGGCCAAGGCGCUGCGGAAGCAGGGUACGACAAGAUGUUCGCGUCCGGAGACGACGAAGACCUCGGCGUAAUUUACGAGGGCGGAGAAGAAGGCAACCCCGUCGAUGGCGAGCGCCAGGGGCCGGAGGGACCGGACGAAGAAGCCCAAAACCCCGAUGCCGACCCGCAACGACCGGCUGCCGCGGAUGGAGGAGCGACCGAACAAGGGGUUGCAGAAAUUUCUUCGUUUCCCACCCUGGUAUGCCUCACACUCAACAACGACGGUGCCAAUCCCGACAUUCGGAAGCUUAUCGGAUUGGAUCAGCUGACUACCGUGCAAGACGUGACAGCCACCGUGGUUCAGCUUGCCUUUCAGAACGGAGACACGAUUCGAUUCGAUUUCAGUGAGGAMGACGAGGCCAAGGUGGUAGAAGCCGGCCUGAUGAAAGAACGCUUCAUUUGGUCCCUGCUGCAGAUUCACGCAAUGCUCUGUGUUUCGGUUGUCGAGAGAAGUUCUCUCGCCAACGCAAWCAACAGAGAACUCCUGCCCCCUCUCAACAUCCGAAACCUAGACAGAGCUGAGUUGCAGUACGUUGCCACGGUCAACAACUUUCUGAAGAACGAUGCAGCUCUCUGUGCCCUSUUGGACCGCCAGCGGGUCCUGGCGACGGAAAGCCACGACGGGCCGGUGAAAGAAGAUCGCGAAGAYGGAGAAGAAAAAAGCGGAGACGUACGAGACGGAAUGACCUACGAUCUCAUGAUGGGAAACUUUGCGACCCGCGUUGCCAUCUUUCACUCYGCCGACGAGCGAGCGGAGGCCGAGGAAAUUCUGAACUCGACCGAAUGGACUUUGUCUCUCAGCAGUGACGAAGGUGCAGCGGCCAAUGCUGCAGAGAGACUGUCCAUGGUUUUGCAGAGGAGAAUGCGCGACUUGGAGGCGGAAACAUGCAGGAGACUGAUUGCCUGGGAAGACGAGAAGCAUUUCUCGGUGACCGGCCAAGCGGGGCUGUUCGCGCAGAGUGCGAAUCGAGAUACAGUAGAUGCGUUAUCCCUGGCCCACCUCUUCACGACCCUGGAAUCUCUAGACAGAGAGCUGCUUGAAAUGGAGAAUUGGCUCGAAGACAGGGUCUUGGCYAUCAAGCCACUCACCGAUGAUUGCCGUGACAUCGAAGAAGAGAACCGGCAACUUGAACAGCAAUGGAAAUCAUAUGAUCUGCUUGGAUCCGAAAUGCGUCGCUUAUUGAAGGGACUCGUUAUCGACGAAGAUCUCGAACUUAUCCUUGGAAAUCCCGCMGGAGCUCUGGUGUACGACGAAGCUGGCAACAUCCAGGUGGAAGAGAGCGAAGAGGGUGUGGACAGAGUCUAYGAUGCCGGCAAGGCGCUUCAAGAGGCAACCGAACACGCCGAACAAGCCGGAGGACUCCACCUUAUCGCGGUAAGCGAACGAGUCGAAGCCCUUGCCCAGGCUUCCGAAUUCUUUUGCACUUCUCUGGCUCAGAUUAUUGUGACCAUCAUGGAGCAGUUCAAGACGGAAGUAGUAGCUUCGAGUGACCACGGGAAGGUUUCCAAGCAAGACACCCAUUCGAUCAUUGCGAAGAAGAUUCGUGAUACCCAGCGCAAAUUUCAGAGCUCUCUCCUCGGGUACAUCAAACUGAUCGAAGUCCUGGCUUURCUCAGUCCCAAACUCCUCCCCGCCAUCCGAGACGCUUAUUCCGAGAUGGUAGCAGAGGGCAUCCUAAUGAAGAAACGAAUGAAAGGUUACUUUCAGGCGUUGCCUGGAAGAAAUGCCGCAUAUUUGAACAAUGUGUCGAAAGAUCUGAAGAAUUACUCUCCAUACGAAUCUGGAAGCAAUGAGAUGACGGUUAACGCGCCAGAYAUUCGGUACGCCCUCAGCGAAUUGCUUCCUGUUGUGGCGAGAGAAGCCUAUUUCACAGCGGCUCUUUUUGGACUCUCAAGCAAAGCCAAAGAUGGCCGGGAAAAGAAACGCAACUUUGAAGCGGCGAAAAAAAGCGUGGACCACUCGACACAAUACUUCCGAUAUUAUAUUCAGCGAACUUGUGGAAUUGUCGAAGACAGCGAYAAGGACCCCACUCUGUUGGAACGAACAGACCCCAUGCUAUCGCUUGUUUCGUCUAUCCAUCUGAACGAAGCUAUGGAAAAUUAUAUCGAUCGCGAGAAGAAAGGCGGAGACCACUCGCUGUCUCUGGCCUACGUUCGAGCCACGAUCCUAGACCUGCGUAAAAAAGUUGAUAAACAAUGGGUGGCCUGGGUGGAACGGCAAAUCGAAUGGAUUCGUGGCAAUCCGGGAGUCCCAGCGAACGGAAAGAGAGCCGGAAUCUUUCCCGCUUUUGCAAGAUUCCCUUGCUACAUCGACCAUAUUCUCAUUUGCUGCCGCGAGGGCAGAAGCGAUAAUUUUACGCCGGAUUUGUCGAGUAUCAAGGUUGUGAGCUACUAUCUGCAAAAAAUUGCAACUGCUCUAUUGGAAAGUCUCCGGAUAUGCGCAGAACAGGAAACAACCGAUCAGCAGUACGCGGCCAGUGUCAUGCAAAUGGAAAAUAGUUAUUUCUUCACCCAAUCAAUAAAAAACCGGGGAGGUGAAAUUGCUGCUCUAUUUCAGAAACAAAUUACCAAAGCCAACGCGGUUUGCAAAUCAAGUACGGAUGCGUACCUUGGGUGGAUGAUCAAGCGAGAAUUUAAGAGUCUCCAUGCUCUUUUCUCGAACAUAUCAAAGAUUAGAAGGGAGGUUGGCGACAGAGAUGUCGCCAUGCAUGUCCCAAAAGCUACUUUCAUCAGAACCUUAACGAAGGAGUCGAAUAGAGAGACCAUGAAGGAAAAGAUCGCAAUUAUAUAUUCAAGGAUGGAAAAGCAUCUCUCGGAAGAAGGGGGAUUACUGCCCGUCGCCUGGAAAGCCCUCGUCAAGGUUCUAUACGAGUGGUUUGGAAGAUGGGAAAAGCUAAGUUCUCAGAUCUAUAAACAUGUAUUAGAUCCUAGUGCUGUGGAUGUCGUUCGAAUUGCAAAGGCUGCCGGAGCAAGCAAUCGCCAGGAUGAUCGAAUGGGCGGGCGAAUGGCRGCGAUGGAAGCUCGCAAUAGUGGAAAUGCUAGAGAUACUAGCAUGGCACAGUUUUAAUUCGUCGUCGAAACGAAAAGGARUCCGCUUCUAGUUYUUCACCCUUGURCAUUCUUUUUGGUACUGGUACUWAUGGUUCCUUGCUGUCUAAGUCUAAAGCAUG
This is a messenger RNA of Pseudo-nitzschia multistriata, 4149 nucleotides long. The record is from the annotation of a GenBank genome assembly. Lineage: Eukaryota; Bacillariophyta; Bacillariophyceae; Bacillariales; Bacillariaceae.